Molecule: messenger RNA, 1295 nt
Organism: Galeopterus variegatus (Sunda flying lemur)
Lineage: Eukaryota; Metazoa; Chordata; Mammalia; Dermoptera; Cynocephalidae
Gene: JPH2
Product: junctophilin 2
Exons: 1
Cellular component (GO): junctional membrane complex; plasma membrane; sarcoplasmic reticulum
Source: RefSeq, a predicted model, not a curated record
UAAGUGUACCAGGACUGGGUGUUCUGCUAGUCUUCUUCUCCCCUCCCUUCCCUGACUCCUCUGUGCCCUCCCUGCCUGAAGAUCCAGAGGACUCUGAGGGUGGGCGGGAGCUCUUACCCAUAGGAAGAAAAGACACCAAGUUGCAGGGGCUGCCUACACUUAGUUCUUAGCUUCCCUCCUCAUCUCUCCAGCCACUGCCUGGGUCUGCAGCAGGAGGCCAAUUGGAAGCACCCCUCCCUCCACUUUGAAGGAGGCUGGGCUGGCCAGGGGGUUAUUUUGGGAGCAGCUUCUGAGAUCCAAUGGCCUUGUUAGGGCAACACUGACCUUUCUGUCCCAGGAGGAGGGCAGGAUUGGGGAAGGAGGCGGGGCAGCGGCGGGGAGAUCGACAGCCCAGCACACCCACUGGGGUGGAGGAGAAGGGGGCCAUCAGGCUGCAGGAAUCCUGCCUCGGGCUGGGGCUGCCACUGAGGGGAAUUUCCCCUCUUUGAAACAGCUGGGGACCCCUCCACCCCACCCCUUUCACUGUGCUUCUUAAAGGGACACUGUUUUUCCUUGAACUCCACGGAAGCCAGACUUGGGACGCUUCGUGGGGACUUUGAAUCUUUCCUUACUGCUUCCUUCCCAACAGGAAGCCUUUCUCUGGCUGAUGGAGUGGGGGCCUCCCAGGCAUGGCACUAACCAGCCACCCCAGUGCUGACUUGGCUCCAGGGCUCUUUCCGCCUCUUCUGGCACCUUGUUUCCCCCCUCCUGGGGUGCGGUGGUGAGUCUGGGGGCCUAGCCCUGAGGGUGCCUGGAGAGUGUCGCUGGUGCCACCCGACGCCCCCUGCACCCAAGCUGGAGGACGGGCAGGUUGUUGGGGGCUAUGAUGAGAUGAGUGGGGGCCGCUUUGACUUUGAUGAUGGUGGGGCAUACUGUGGGGGCUGGGAGGGAGGGAAGGCCCAUGGUCACGGACUGUGUACAGGCCCCAAGGGCCAGGGUGAAUACUCAGGCUCCUGGAACUUUGGCUUUGAAGUGGCGGGUGUCUACACCUGGCCCAGUGGAAACACCUUCGAGGGAUACUGGAGCCAGGGCAAGCGGCACGGGCUGGGCAUAGAGACCAAGGGGCGCUGGCUAUACAAGGGCGAGUGGACACAUGGCUUCAAGGGACGCUAUGGAACCCGGCAGAGCACCAGCAGCGGUGCCAAGUAUGAGGGCACUUGGAACAAUGGCCUGCAGGACGGCUAUGGCACUGAGACCUAUGCAGAUGGAGGUGAGUCCAGCCCAGGGCCUGCAGAACUGGGGUGGGACCAGGGAGG